Molecule: messenger RNA, 8825 nt
Organism: Caenorhabditis angaria
Lineage: Eukaryota; Metazoa; Nematoda; Chromadorea; Rhabditida; Rhabditidae
Source: the annotation of a GenBank genome assembly
AUGUUGGAAAAAUCAUUGCUCAUUCUAUUGUGGUUCUUUGCUUCUUCGCAAUCAUUUGAUAUUGAUAAAUAUUUCGAGAAUCGUUUGAAAAUCGAAAAUGGUCAGAGAUUCUUCGUCAAAAGUAAUAAUGUGAGUUUAUUUGGGGAAAAUGAAAAAAUAUAUAAUUUGAAUUGGCGCACACGCGAAACAAGCGCAAUCACGGAGUAUCGUUGUUUUACUUUUAUUUUUUUGCUGUUUUUUUCAUUUCUUUUUUUUUUCGAUAUUUCUAGCUUUUUUUGUUUAAAGGUCGAAAAUCUUGGGUAAGUAAUUGAGCUUGAACUUAGGAAAAUGAGUUUUUCAAGAAAAACAGAGGGUUUGAAAGGGAUGUAUUGUUUUCUGGGAGGAUUAUCCGUUUUUUUUGUGUUAUUUCUUUUCAAAAAAAUAAAACGGAAAAUUCAAUAAAAAAUGAUUUUCCUGCUCAAAUGUAACAGCGAAUUUUUAUGCAAAAUUUAAGAUUUUCACGCAACAAUCACAUUUUUUCACAAAUUUUAUCCCAGGAAUGCAUUUUUUGGGAAAUAUUCAGCCAAAACUUGAUUUUUUAAAGAUUUUUACCGCAUUUUCGACCUUUUUUCAAAAUUCAGCAGAUUCCCAGGAUCCUGAAAUAGAUUUGACGAUAAAAUUCUCACAGUUUACGUCAAACUUUCCCAAAGUUUUUUGUCGCAUCAAAAAUCAUGUCAAACGUUUCUGACACUUCAAAAAUAACCUGCAAAAGCAAAAAUCAUAUCAAAUAUUCUACGUUUGCUUUUUUCCAGGAAAACGACGCUCGUGAUCUUUUUGCAAGUUUCAUCGCAUGCGAUGCCAAAAAUAGUAAAAUCGAACAACUCGAACAUUGCCAAAAUCCAAACGACACUUUCUGCCAUUCGGCAAUCGAAACCCCGAUUUUCGAGUUGACCAAAAAUUGCUCAUGUUUAGUCGACCGAUGUCCAGAGAAAUCGGGAGAUUUUGCAAAGUUCACAGAUCGCAUUUUAUAUCCCGGAUGCUCUUGUAAAGAAUUGAAUACAACUGAAAAAUUAUGGAAAAAGUUUGAGAAUUCGGAAGAAUGGAAAAUGUCAACAAAUGAUCCUGAAUUGGUUUUCAAUGAGUUUCCCAUGGAAAAACCGACAAAAAUUGCGAAUUUCAUUCAAGCAGGAUCUGAAACCGCCUUUUUCAAUAACAGUGUCGCAUCAAUUACCAGCCAAGUUUUCAGACAAUCUGGACUUCGUGUAAGUCAAAAUAUAACUAAGGAGGUCGCGGAGGCAUCGAUAAACUUUUUCUGUAACUGGCAGGAAGAGAUAAUGUUCUUUCUACUCCCGAGGUUACAGAAAUGGUUUGAUUGUUGUUUCCGCGACCUUCCUUCGUAAAUAUUCUUCUGAAAUCCCCAAGCCUUUAUUUUCAGUGCAACUUGAAUUUCCUGCAUCACUUUUCUCCACAAAGUUUGGAUUCGACAAUUUCAGUCCGUGCACAUUUUAUGGAUAAUAAUGAGAGUUUCGAGAUUUGGAAAUAUGAACCAGCAUAUUUUAUGAGAAAAAGUAUUUUGUAAGUUAUGGAAGGAGUUACAGUUCUUCGAAAUCUGAAAAUUUUUGAUCUUUGCAUUGCGGAGUAUUGUAGUUGAAAAAAUGGUUGUACCUCUUACUCAUUUCCCGAUUCUGUUUUGACUUAUUAUGGAGUUGUAGCAAAAAUUUGUAGUUCUCCAAAAACUACGGUAGCUCAAAAAUUAUAGUUUUGAAAUUAUAUUUUGAAAACAUUAUUUCGUAUUUUGUCUGGAUUACUGUACUGGAGACAAUAUUUUCUAGUUUGACAAAUACAAAAUCUAAAAAAUAUUGACCACCGUAAUACAGACAAACUAUACAACAUUUGUUUAAUGGGAAAACUAUAUUUUUCUUGAGAUACCGUAUUGUUGCAAAAAAUACGGAAGAUCAGAAUUUAUUAAAAAUACGUGAUUCACGUGACUCAUUUCGGAAAAUCAAAUUUUUAAUUUCUAACAUUUUUAAUUUCAAAAAAAAAUGAAAUAAGGUUCCGAAAAAUAUUUCAAAAUUUUCAAAAAAAAAAACAAUUUUUCAGCUGGGUUGAAGAAAAAAUCACAAUCGGCUCAUUCUCUCGUCCUUUCCGUAUUUCAAUCAAUUGCGAAUCUGGCGAGACACCAACUUCCAAUUUUCUCAAAAAAGUCGAAAACCCGUUCCAUUUCGCGUGUUCUUUGGCCAAUGUUGACUUUAGCGGUUGCGACGGUCAGUUUUGCGAUUAUUUGUCGACUUUUUAUCUUUCUUUGGUCGUCUGGGGGUAUAGCUCAGUGGCAGAGCAUUUGAUUGCAGAUCAAGAGGUCCCCGGUUCAAAUCCGGGUGCCCCCUAGUUGUAUUUUUUAUUUUUGUUUCAACCCAUGUUUUUUCCAGACAUCGGAGAUCCUAGUGAUACUUGCAGCCAUGCUUCUGAAAAACUGUGCGAAAAACCCGGACACGCUGUAUGUGCCUAUGAUUCAAUUUGCGAUCUCAACAUGGAUUGUUCAGAUGGAUCGGAUGAAGAAAAUUGUUAUGAAACUGCUGUACCUGGAACAAUGUGUGAUUUCAACAAUGAUAAGGAAUUUUGUCCGGGCUGGAAACAAUACACAAAUGCAACGGAAGAUCGAAAGACACUUGUUUUCGACGAUUCAAGUGAUAUUCUAGAUACAGAAUCCCUUGCUAAAGCCAAAGCUUUGAAUAGCAAUGCGAUGUAUCUUUUCGAAAAUCGCAUUCCAAGUCAGAAAUAUGGUUUGAAGUCGGAACGAACUGCAGGAUCUGGUGGUGUUUUAUCAUACGAAGCGCAAGAGAUGCCAAAAACCGUCGCAACCUCGGUCAGAUUGUCAGCGCUGGUUUCCCCGGUUUUCGAGCCAACCAAUCCGCAAGCCUAUAACUCGUCUAGUCCGUUCUUCCAAUCUUGCAAACUUCGUUUCUGGAUCAAUGCCAGAUUCCAGAAUUUCAAAUGGCAAAUUGCAGUGAUCAGUCGAGCACAUGAUCCAUUUUUAAGCGGAAGAAGAGUGCUCUUAGAUUCGACAAUGUUCUCAUGGGGUUAUCAACCUGGAGAAUGGUCAAGACAAUCUCUUCUGAUUCCUCGCCAAAAUCAUCCGUAUCGAAUUGGUAUUUUUGUUGAUCAUUAUAGUGCAAGCAAAGGUUUCUUCGCGAUUGAUGAUUUAACAAUAAGUCAAACAUGUUUCGCCCCACCAGAUCAAGGAACACAUAUUCAAAAAUCACAAGCUGUCACAAAAGUCACAACUUGUGGUGCAACUGGAUCUACCCCACCUUUGAAUUGUGAUCGUGUUCGAGAUCUUGAUGGACAAAAUUCGCUCUAUUUGAAGAAAGACGGCACACAGGAUUGGACUGUAGAUCAAACCGGUUUCUAUCGUGUUGAAGGGUGUGGAGGAGCUGGUGGAGGGCUUUAUGGAAUCCCCGGUCAAUGCGCAACCUUCCAAGUGCAUUUACAUCAAGAUUUAGUGCUUCAAAUGUUGGUUGGACAACACGGUGAAAUGGCUUGUCGAAAAUCACGAUAUGAAGCGUUCAGUUGUCGAGUUUUCAAUGGUGUUGGCAAAAAACCGCCAAAGAAUGGCGGCGGUGGUGGAGGCGCUACUCUGAUAACAGUUCGCGAUUCAGAUCACUGGAAAAUCAUUCUAGGCGGUGGAGCUGGCCAAGGUCGAAAACCCAGCGAGAUAGAAGAUAUUGGUGCGGGAUAUGGUGCAACGAUGGAGGAGUUGAAAAUCGAUCCAAGAUGUGGAGCACGUUGCAAUGCCACAACCCCCGAAAAGUUUUUCUCAUUCUCAAUGCAACGAAAAUGUCCGGACCCGAAAGAUCUUACUGUUUUGGGUGGAUUUGGUGGUGGAGCAUCGUCUUGCUCAUCAAUUGGUGGCGGGGGAGCUGGAAUGAAAGGAGGUGAUCCGUUGGGAGAUAGUGAAGAAGAGAAAAGUGGAACGAAUUAUAUCGAUGAGAAGUUUAGCAGGGAUUUCCGAAUUUAUCAAAAUGAAAUUUUGGAAAAUGGAAAAAUCACAUUCAAAUUGUGCACCAAAUCUUGCGAAUCGCCUUCGGUUUGUCGAUUUGGUGGAGAGAAUUUGGAAAAGGAAUUCUGUGCAUGUCCAGAUGGAUCGGAAUAUAUGAAUAGCACUGAUUCCUGUCAAUGCAGUUUAUAUUGCCCAUAUUCGGGAACUUGUCAAUUCCGCAAUUUCACUAUGGAACAAUUUUGUAUGUGUCCGAAUGGAAUGGAUCAAACUGGAACUAGUUUUAUGGCUUGUGGUGAGUUUCUGGAAAGGUUGGGGCACAAGUAUUCAUGGAAAAAUGACCCUUAUAACAAAAUUAUCUCGAAAUUUUUAAACGUAUUUUUUUCGAGGAGAAACUUCCAAUAACUCAUUUUUUCAAUUAAGUUUUUUUUCUGAUUCUAAAUUGUUGCCAUGUUGCAAAUUUUGAAAGACUUAAUGGGGAAAUAUGGAAAAUUCACUCAUUAAAAAAUAAUCUGAAAUUGUUGAAACGUAUAUAUUUUUGCAGGAGAUAUUUCGCUCCCAUGGCUCUUUGCUGUUCUAUUAUUCAUCAGUGUUGUAAUUGUUUCUUUGAUCGCUUUCCUUUUCGUCAAAUAUUUCAAGAGAAGAAAUGAGAAAGUUGCGCGAGAAUUGAUUGAAUUCAGUCUGAUGAGAACUCAAGAAUAUUUGUAUGAUGAUAUUUAUUUUGGAAAACAGACACGACAAAAUGCGCUGGAGAAAUUGCCGGCCAUUGAUCGAGAAGUUUUGUUGUAAGUUUUUCUACACGAUACUAAUUUUCAAAAUCAAACUUUUGAAUUUUUGAAUAACUGAAAUUUUCAAAAACCAGAAUCAUGAAGUCUUUGUUUUCAGAAUAUUUGAAAAUGGCAAAUUUUUGCAGUGAGUUUUGUAGUUUCUUUUUCCGCUUUUUCUGGAUUACUGUGUUUUUUGAGAUACAGAACUUUAUGUAAUUUCUUUAGCUUUAAAGCUUUUUGCUCAUAAAACUAUUCAACUAGUUUUCCAAUUCCAUACUACAGUAACCUCAUGGGUUCCAUUAACAUUAAAGCUCUCAGUUAGCCUAAUUCAGAAUUUAUGAGAUGAUGAGAGGUUUUUAGGUAUGGAAGUUUUAGUAGGGAAGUUUUAUGAGCUUGAAAAUGAGUUCCAUUAACUUGAAAGCAGUAAUAAAACCACAGUAACCGAAAUGAGUUCCAUUUGCCAAAAAGCUUUUAGUUGUUCUAAUUCAAACUUUAUGAGAUGCUCAUCAAAUUACAGUACCAAAUGGGAAAUAUUAUUACCUGAAAAAAUGAGAUCCAUUAAUUUGAAUGAAAUUACAGUAACCCAAUGAGGCCCUGAAAGCUUUAAGUUAGUCUAAUUCAAAUUUAUGAGAUACACAUCAAGUUACAGUACCCAAAAAACAUUCAAAAUUCAAACUUUCAAAUUCGGUGUGCAUUUUACGUCGCUUGAACAUAACGACCGUCUGGAAAAAAAGCAAGAUGAAGCAAGAUUACUCAUUAAUACCUAAACCCCGGAAUUUUCAGAAUUGGCAAAGUUCUCGGAAAAGGAAAUUUUGGUGAAGUGUUACUAGGAAAAUAUCACGAAACAGAUGUUGCAGUCAAAACAAUUUCCAAACCAUUUUCGGCCUCAAUCUCAGCUCAAGCUGAUUUUUGUAAUGAAGCACUUUGCAUGGGAACAUUUAUCCAUGAAAAUAUUGUUCGAUUGAUUGGAGUGGAUUUUGAAAAUGUGCCAUAUGUGAUUGCAUCGGAAUAUAUGGAAGGCGGUGAUUUGUUGACAUUUGUGAAAGAGGCUAGGCCGAGUAUGGUGAGUUCUGGAACAAAUGAUACAUGGAUUUUUGUAACUUCAAAAAUGGGUAAUCAAAAAUCUCACCGAAAAAAUAAUUUAAAAAAUUUUUUACCCAGAAAAUUUAACUUACUGUUCCAAAUUUUUUCAAACAAUAUUCUCAGAAAAUUUACGUUUCAAAAUUUUACAAUGAAAAUUUAACAUUAAAUGUACAUUUUAGAAGAUUUCAGAAGUUCCUCCCUCCAAAUUUUUAAUAAUUUCCAGUACAACUUGAAUCCCUACAAAAUGACAAUGUGUGAUUUGGUAAAAAUCGUCUCGGAUGUUGCCGCUGGUUGUGAAUGUCUCGAAGACUACGGUUAUGUUCAUCGAGACAUUGCCGCUCGUAAUAUUCUUCUCACAAACAAACAAAAUGGUCGAGUCGCAAAAAUUGCCGAUUUCGGAAUGGCCAAAGAAAUGUCACUUGGUUCGGAAUAUUAUCGUGUUCAUGGAAGAGCUAUGUUACCAAUUAAAUGGACUCCUCCAGAAGCAUUUAUUGAUGGAUUGUUCACGGCAAAAUCAGAUGUUUGGAGUUUUGGAAUAUUGUGUUGGGAAGUGUUCUCGUUGGGUGUUGUACCGUAUCCGAGUCGGAAGAAUGAGGAAGUUAUGCUGAUGUUGACUGAGGGUGGAAGAUUGGAAUAUCCGUUUGGAAUUCCGAUGAGAGUGAGUUCAAAUAGAAUAAAUAAACUGAAAAAAUUGGAAGGCCCAAAUUCUGAUGUUUUGAAUUUAGUUCAAAUUCAGAGAUCUGAAUACAAGCUUCACCUUAAGCUUGCACACUUCAUUAAAGUUUUUAUAAAAGUAACAUGAAUGUUUUGCGAGCGUAUUUUUCAGAUUCUUCUUCAAAAUUUUCUCAAAAAUUUCAGAUUCUGAAGUCAAGCUUAACGAUCCUAAUUAUAAACUAGAACCCAAUUUAAUAAACUAGAACUUCUUUAUAAACUUUAGUUCAGAAUGUUAAUCCGGAAAGUUUUUAUUUUAAAAAUCAUCUAACCUCAUAAUCAGCCUCUCAUCCUAAAUGUUUUUGAUUUGAUCCUCAAUCUUUCAACUGGAAAGAAGCCCUCAUGAUUUCCCACACACAUCAAACUUCAAAUGAAAUCAAAAUCACAUUGAUGUUUUGAAGCCAAAGAUUUCGGCUCUGAAAAUAGAUAAUUGUUUUAUGAACUCCGGAAAAGACCAUUAUUUUGAGUUAAUAUAAAUUUAAAAUGUUUUACAUUUCCGAUCGGAAAUAGAAAUAGGUGAAAUGGAAAAGAGUUCACUGAACUUUUUUUUUGAAAGUUUGGAGCAAAGGGGAUUUUCGGAAAUCGAAGCCAAAUCCAAAAAUUACAGAUUUACCAAUUGAUGAGAGAUUGCUGGAAAACCAUCCCUGCCGAUCGCCCAAGUUUCACUCAAAUCAACGAAACCAUCGAAGACAUAUCAACCGACCCGUCAGUUUCUCAAAUGGCUUUCCCAAUCCAUCCAGCUGUCCGUGCUUCUUUUGCCCAUUCCCAAUCAAAUCUUCCAAAUUCAUGCGAUACUCCACAAACUGCAGUCACUGAAAUCUCGAUGAACAGCAUUUUUAUGGAUCGCGGAGAUGCGUUGAAAAUCUCACCAACUCAACAAGAUUUGAAUGAUAUGAUUAAGUGUGAGUUUGAGAUUGAGAAGAUUUGUCAGGCUGAAAAAAUGUCUGAAAAUUUUGAAAACCAUUGUGAAAUUAUCUAGAUUCCAAUUUUAUCUCCAGAUUUUUUUUUCAAAAUUCAAAUUUAGAAGUAUCUUUUAGCAAAUCACAUAUUUGUUAAGUUAAUUGUUACUAAGAAUGCAAAUGUUAUUCUAACUUCUAGUAUCCGCGCCUAAAAAUCUGAUUGAAAAUUUGAAAGUCUUUAAAAAAAUCAUGCCCCCAAUUCCGAUUUCUCAGAAAAAUUCAAAUUUUUUUCAGUCUCUCCUAUUUCUGUCUUUUCUUGAAAAAAGCAAAGAACAUAAGAGACAAAUAAAUUAUAGAUGAAAUUAGCUGAAUUUCUUCUUUCUGUUUUCUGGGAACAAAAUGAAUGAUUCUUUGAUCCAACCGAGCACUUCAUUAAUUUCCAGAAUGACCCAUUUUUAUAUUUUUGAAAAUCUUAUUUUUGAAUAUAAAUCAUGGAGCAGAACAGACAUUACAUUUAAAACACCAACAAUUUUGAAGACCUCUAGAAAUUCUGGAGUUUAAAAAUUUCAAAGUUCUUCUUGAAAAGUUGAGUAGCCCCCGGAAUUUUGGCGUUGAAAAUCUACAUGGUAAACAAAUCGUUGAGAGUUGCAAUGUGCCACGUGGCAAAUAAACACUGACUAAAAAGACUCAUACUCAAAAAGAUUUCUCACACAUGUUUAAUUAUUUCAAUUUUUCCGAUCGCGAAAUUUUUAAUUCACAAUUUUAUUAUAGUCUUAAAAAAUGCACGUGUAAAGUUUUAGUUUUCAGGGAUUUCUAUCUCUAGGAUUCCAUGUGGGAAAGUAGAAUUUUAUAAACCACUUUGAGCAGUAUUUGAAAUGAAAAUCAAACCUCUAAAAAUAUCUCCAAACCUCCAAUUUCCAGUACACGAAUUGAUGUUGAUCCAAGAAAAACCGUACAACUCUGAAAUGGCCGAUUCAUUCGUUGACGGGCUUCGCAAAGAACUUGCCAAAACAUCGGCUCAAAAUACGAUGUUCCAUUUCAACACUCAAAUCGCCCAACUUUUCUCGCCAAACAGUUUGGAAGAUGAGGAAAAUGCACAAAUGAUUAACAAUUCGAAUGUUGUUUCAGGUAAAGAUUGAAUGAAAUCAACUGAAAACUCCAAUAUUUUCAGAUCAAACUCCCCCAUCUUCAAUCAUCGACUUCAACAAAUUGGCCGUCCAAAAUACUGUAAUUUUUAUCGAUUUGUCUUCGAAAAAACAAAGACAUUGUCAAUUUUUGCAGGGACCAACUCUUCAUCGCCCGAACAGCUUGAACUUCCAAGAUUGCGAACCACUUUUGGCUGAAAAUCCAGAAAAUCUUGAAAAUCUCGCCGAAAAUCCAUAUUCAUGCUAA